GUUAGGAUACCAGUACUAAGCAUAGCUCCAUCCAAAACGCAGCUCCUCGGGCAAUGCGGCGGGUGCAGCCUCCCCUGGCGGCGGCCCCCGGGAUUUACUGAGCGCAGGGCUGGUUUCCCCGCGCACCUCGCGCACCGACUCCCAGGCCCGCGAGGGGCGGGGCCGCAGGGGGCGGUGCUGGAGACGCCCCGCCCCCGAGGGGUCUGGCUCGGGCGGGCAAAGCUGGCCCCGCGCUGAUUAAAGAGGCGCGCCGGGGCGGGCGCGGCGCACACUGCUAGUGGAGUGCGGGCGGCCGGCGCACGUGUCUUCCCAGAGUCUGGCCCAGAGUCCCCCUACGUCUUCGCCCCCGCGAUCCAGGGCAGCCCUUUAGCCGUGCGGGUGACCGCCCACCCCCGGCCGCGUGAGCUAGUCCCCGCACAGUUCCCCGCGCUCAGUGGGCCAACUUGGAGUAGCAAGUUUGUCGGGGGAUCGGCGCCGGGGGGGACGAGGUACUGCGCAUGCGGAGCUCCAAAUUCAAACAGCUGUUUCCAGAGGCUGGAGGGCGGGUGGACUGGGAGCCUCUGAGGCUAGGGGAGGCUUUCUCCAGGAGGCGGCCGCUCGGGAGCCAUGGUGGACCGGGGCCCUCUGCUCACCUCGGCCAUAAUCUUCUACCUGGCCAUCGGGGCGGCGAUCUUCGAGGUGCUCGAAGAGCCGCACUGGAAGGAAGCAAAAAAUAACUACUAUACGCAGAGGACGCAUCUGCUCAAAGAGUUCCCGUGCCUGGGCCAGGAGGGCCUGGACAAGAUCCUGGAGGUGGUUUCUGAUGCUGCAGGGCAGGGUGUGGCCAUCACAGGGAACCAGACCUUCAACAACUGGAACUGGCCCAAUGCAAUGAUUUUUGCAGCCACAGUCAUCACCACCAUUGGUUACGGCAAUGUGGCCCCUAAGACCCCGGCUGGGCGCCUCUUCUGCAUCUUCUACGGUCUCUUUGGGGUACCUCUCUGCCUAACGUGGAUCAGUGCCCUGGGAAAGUUCUUUGGGGGACGAGCCAAGAGGCUAGGCCAAUUCCUCACCAGAAGAGGUGUGAGCCUGCGGAAGGCACAGAUCACGUGCACCGCCAUCUUCAUCUUGUGGGGCGUCCUGGUCCACCUGGUGAUCCCACCCUUCGUGUUCAUGGUGACUGAGAAGUGGGACUACAUCGAGGGCCUCUACUACUCCUUCAUCACCAUCUCUACCAUUGGCUUUGGUGACUUUGUGGCUGGUGUGAACCCCAGUGCCAACUACCAUGCCCUGUACCGCUACUUUGUGGAGCUUUGGAUCUACCUGGGGCUGGCUUGGCUGUCCCUCUUUGUCAACUGGAAGGUGAGCAUGUUUGUGGAGGUCCACAAGGCCAUCAAGAAGCGGCGGAAGAGGCGUAAGGAGUCUUUCGAGAGCUCCCCCCACUCCAGGAAGGCCCUGCAGAUGCCAAGGACCGCGGCUUCCAAGGAUGUCAACAUCCUAAGCUUUCUGUCCAAAAAAGAGGAGACUUACAAUGACCUCAUCAAGCAGAUUGGGAAGAAGGCGAUGAAGACUAGUGGGAGUGGGGAGAGGGUCUCAGGACUGGGGUUGGGACCUCAAGGGGGCGGGCUGACGGCCAUUCCCCCCGCCCUGGCCCCGCUGGUGAUGUACUCCAAGAGCCGGGUGCCCAGCUUGGAAGAGGUGUCUCAGACACUAAGGAGCAAGGGCCACGUGUCGCGGCCCCUCAGUGAGGAGGCCAGCGCACAGCCCCCCGAGGAUGGAUCCCCCAGUCCUGAGGUGUGCACUAACCAGCUGGACCGCAUCAGCGAGGAGGGCGAGCCUUGGGACACCCAGGACUACCACCCACUCAUCUCCCAGGACACCGCCACCACCUUUGUGAAUGAGGAGACUGGCUUCUUGGACGAGGAGACCUCCAAGUCCUCACUGGAGGACAACCUGGCCGGGGAGGAGAGGCCCCAGGAGGAGACUGAGACCGAGCCCCCCCGGAACACGGGCGAGUUCCCCUCAUCCGACGAGUCCACCUUCACCAGCACUGAAUCUGAGCUCUCUCUGCCUUACGAGCAGCUUAUGAACGAGUACAAUAAGACAGACUGCCCCCAAGGCACAUGAGACAGGGCCGGCUCCCUGCCCCACCUCUGAUGGCUGCUGUUCCCCUCAUCCUGGGGUGCCCUACCAUGGCAGGGGACCCCUGGCCCUUGGAGGGGAGGGGUGGUCCUGGACCUGGGAGUGGGGGGCCAGGAGCCUGCCUCACCUUCCAUCCCUUCAACUAGAUACUACCGGUCAAACACUGCACACCCAGGACAGGGCCUCUGUUCUCGAGUGGAACGGGCAGUGAAGGCGUCUGUCCUGAGUACGGUUGGCAUAUCUGAUGGUUCAGAGAUAUGGGCUGGCGGGACCCAUCCUCCAGGAGCCCUGCAUCAUCCGGUUGAGAAUGUCACACGGUUGCCUAGGCCAGUGGCCUUGGCCGUUUGGUCAGCAGCACUAAGGAGUUCUGGCAGUGAGCUAAGUGUUUUGGGAGAGGAAAGUGUGUGAGGCCUGGUCUUGCAUUGGCAGGAGACACCACUGUGGUGUGGGAGGCCUGGCACUCGGCCCCCGGCAGUAGCAGCCUGCCCCAUCCCUCUCCCUGCCUAUCUAUCCAGCCCCUACUGCAGACCUCAGUAAGGGCGAGAGCCCCUGGGGGAAGGGAAUGAGGAGGUAACAGGCCGGCGGGUGCUGAAACACUCCUGGUACAUAGGAUCAGAAGCUGUCCGAGUGUGGACUGGGCUCCUAGAUCCUGUUUUUCUGUGACCCAGCCCUGCCUGGAGAAGCAGCCCGGUGUCCCACCUCAGACACCCUCGGCCCCGUGUGGAUGGGAGCAGGAAGCAGGAGAAAGGAUAGCAGGUCAUGGCUGUGGGGGCUCAGACUCCUAGAGCUGGUGGUAUCCAGGGAGCUGCAGAAGUGGGCUGGACUCUGGAGGCUUCUGCCCUUGCCCUCCCUGUCCUGCCAGGCGCCUCCUUCCCCGCUGCUUCUGGGACCAAGACCUCGGUGUCUAGCCUUUUCUGGCCUCCCAUGGUGCCUUGGCUCACAAGAGGGGAAUGGCCAAAUAACAUCAAUGUGUAAAGCAGGCUUCUUCCUCCAGAAGAUGCUGUUUGGAGAAAGACUGUGUGUGUGUAUGUGUGUGUGGUGUGAGAGAGAGAGAGAAUGAGAGAAUAUAUGUGGCACACACACACACACACACACAGCCUGGGAGGGCGAGGAGGAAGGGUUUGUGAUGAGGUGGGACAAAAACAUAAUGUGAAACUGUACAGACUUUUCUGACGAGGGCUGCUUGAGGGGUGCAUACCCUAGGGCUGGCCCACUCUGCCCUGUGUGUUUUGUUUUGUUUUAUUUUGAAAAUAAACUGCUGUUUUAUAUAUCUAGCAUCUGUUGGCUUCAGAGCCAGAGGGAGAGAAAGUGAAAGAACGGGGUCCAUGGACUGGGCUCUCCAGGAAUCACCUCCCCCCCUACCCCCCCAACUCAGCUGGACCUUGCUCAGUGGGGAGGGGCCAUGUUGCAGGUGAUUAGAUGCUGGGUAGGAGGUGAGAGAUCACCUUUGACCCCUCGCCCCCUCCCUAGUAUGUGGGGGCCAAAUGGGCCAGAACCCCACCUACCCCCCAUAUGUAAAGAGGUGAUGGGGGUGCAUCUACUUCACUCAUCCUAUAACCAAAGGGUCUGAUGGCCCAGAAGGAGUGACAAGGAGGCGCCUUCUAUUUUCCUGUGAACUCUUAAUGAGCUCAUCUUAGGUCUCGCCCCCUCUGUCAGGGUGUCCGGCUGCCCUGGCGUGGCACGCACUGUAUGUAUAUACUGGCAAUGAUGUCAAGUGUAAUUUAUUUUAACAUUUUUACAAUAAAACAGGAGAUGGA
Messenger RNA from Condylura cristata (star-nosed mole), 3878 nucleotides. RefSeq names its product potassium channel, two pore domain subfamily K, member 5 (gene KCNK5). The transcript is spliced from 5 exons. Bases 607 to 2106 code for a protein of 499 amino acids. Gene Ontology annotation, biological process: stabilization of membrane potential; potassium ion transmembrane transport. The record is from RefSeq and is a predicted model, not a curated record. Gene Ontology annotation, molecular function: potassium ion leak channel activity. NCBI's taxonomy places the organism in Eukaryota, Metazoa, Chordata, Mammalia, Eulipotyphla, Talpidae. Gene Ontology annotation, cellular component: membrane.